Saccharomyces eubayanus is the source of this 285-nucleotide messenger RNA. It is a transcript of the gene SME1, whose product is annotated as mRNA splicing protein SME1. Bases 1 to 285 code for a protein of 94 amino acids. Gene Ontology annotation, molecular function: RNA binding. Gene Ontology annotation, cellular component: U4/U6 x U5 tri-snRNP complex; U2 snRNP; U4 snRNP. The transcript has a single exon. NCBI's taxonomy places the organism in Eukaryota, Fungi, Ascomycota, Saccharomycetes, Saccharomycetales, Saccharomycetaceae. Gene Ontology annotation, biological process: mRNA splicing, via spliceosome; spliceosomal snRNP assembly. The record is from RefSeq and is a predicted model, not a curated record.
AUGUCAAAUAACAAUAGAAGCAAGGCGAUGGUGCCACCAAUCAACUGUAUAUUCAACUAUUUACAACAACAGACAUUAGUAACGAUAUGGUUAUUUGAGCAAGUUGGCAUAAGAAUCAGAGGCAAAAUAGCAGGGUUUGAUGAAUUUAUGAAUGUAGUCAUCGAUGAUGCUAUAGAGAUACCUGUUAAUAGUGCAAACGGUAAAGAAGAUGUAGAAAAGGGCACGCCGCUCGGGAAAAUACUGUUAAAAGGUGAUAAUAUAACAUUAAUAACAUCAGUAGAUUAA